UUCGCACGGCGCUGCUCUGCGCUUCUCGUGGCGGUUCGAACCGAAUUGUGAUACCGAGACUUAGUUUAGCUUGCGUUUACCUCUCGUCUCCGCGGGUCAGUUAGGCUCGCGCUUUCGAGCCGCCAGCACCGGCUGUGUUCUCUUUCUUUUUCUCUCUUUCUCUCUUUCCUCCCUUCUCCAUCCCUCCACCGAAUCUUUCUCUCGCGGCCCCCUUUUCGCGAAUUUUAUCGAUUUUUUUUCUCUCUUCCUUCUCUUUCGUCGUGGUGCGAUCGUCCCCGGCUGCACGAGGCACAUGCAAACCGACGAUCGUCGAUAGAAGAUAGUCCUCAAGUUGGACCAGACUGAGUCUCGUCGUCUCCGAGAUGUGGACCGUACACUGCCAGAAUUUAGUGUUCAUCGUCUUCGUAUUUUUACCUUCCAUUGCGAGAGGCAUCCCGGAUUAUACUGGAUUGCCACCGGGACCAUAUUGUGCCUCGAGGUAUGCUGGGGGCAGUUGUUGCCCAGGACGACAGGAUGACUGCAGCGCACCGAUUCUCACGACGUUGUGCUACUGCGAUGACUUUUGCGAUCGGUCUCGCGAAGAGGACUGCUGCCCGGAUUACUGGUAUCAUUGCAGAGGAAUAGAACCGAAUAUCACGUUGUCGCCACCCGAGGAGAUAAGAAGAUGCUUCUUCCAGGGGAGAGAAUACAAUCAUGGACAAACGUUAAAAGUCAAUUGCAAUACAUGUAAAUGCUCCUCGCUCGGCAAACGUGCCGAAGUGCUCUGCGAGGAGAAUCGAUGUUUGAUCGAUCCGGAAUUAAUAGAGGAGAUCAAUUUGCAAGAACAAACUUUAGGAUGGCAGGCGAGCAAUUAUUCGGAAUUUUGGGGAAGAACUCUCAAGGACGGCGUGCAACUUCGUCUGGGUACUCUUAAUCCUUCGCAAUCCGUGUACAAAAUGAAUCCGGUACGACGUAUUUAUGAUCCGGACGCGCUACCACGAGAAUUUAAUGCCAGAACGCAUUGGCCACGCGAUAUAUCCGACAUUCACGAUCAAGGAUGGUGCGGCGCUUCCUGGGCCAUCUCCACGGCCGAUGUCGCGUCCGACAGAUUCGCGAUUAUGAGCAAAGGCGCCGAAGGCGUGAAGCUAAGCGCGCAGCAUUUGCUCUCUUGCAACAACAGAGGCCAACAAGGCUGCAAGGGCGGCUAUCUCGAUCGCGCCUGGCUCUUCAUGAGGAAAUUCGGACUGGUCGACGAGGAGUGUUAUCCUUGGACUGGUAGGAACGAUCAAUGCAGACUGCGUAAGAGAAGCACUCUAAAGAUCGCUGGUUGCCGAAACCCGUCAAACCCACAGAGAACAGAGCUGUACAAGGUCGGGCCGGCCUAUCGUCUAGGUAACGAGACUGACAUUAUGCAGGAAAUCCUGACGUCUGGACCCGUGCAAGCUACCAUGAGAGUCUAUCAGGACUUUUUCAGUUAUGAGAGCGGAGUAUAUAGGCACUCUCGAAGCGCAGAACUGCAUGAUUCUGGUUAUCAUUCAGUGAGAAUAAUCGGUUGGGGUGAGGACGCGUCUUAUCGCGGUCCACCGUUGAAAUAUUGGUUGGUCGCGAAUUCGUGGGGACGUAAUUGGGGAGAGAAUGGACUUUUCAGGAUUCAAAAAGGAACAAAUGAGUGUGAAAUCGAGUCGUAUGUGCUGGCGGUGUGGGCCAAGACAAUAUAAAAAAAGAAAAGAAAAUACCAAAGUACUAGAAUAUCCGAUUAUAUAACAUAAUUAUUGGUGCAUUUAUUGAAUCUUUGUCGUUGGCCCAUCAUCGUGUACAAUGACGCGAUAAUCUCGAAAACGAGAAACAAUAUGAUACAUCGAUUUUUGAAAGUAUGUGAUCCAGUGCCUCCAUAUACAUCUUUUAUUACAUGUAAGAUUGAGAGGGAGGG
Molecule: messenger RNA, 1909 nt
Organism: Nylanderia fulva
Lineage: Eukaryota; Metazoa; Arthropoda; Insecta; Hymenoptera; Formicidae
Product: putative peptidase C1-like protein F26E4.3
Biological process (GO): proteolysis
Molecular function (GO): cysteine-type peptidase activity
Source: RefSeq, a predicted model, not a curated record